GGUUCCCGGGCCGUGGCGCCAGGCCGGCUGCCUUCAGUACCUCUUUCAGUUUUAUUCACAUGUGAGAAGGAAGCAUGGAUCCUGUGGCUUUAGUGGAAGCCAUUGUGGAAGAAGUGACCUGUCCCAUCUGCAUGAACUUCCUGAGGGAACCCGUGAGCAUGGACUGUGGCCACACCUUCUGUCACAGCUGUGUCUCCGGACUCUGGGAGAUCCCAGGAGGAUCCCAAAACUGGAGUUACACUUGUCCCCUCUGUCAGGCUCCUGUGCAGCCAAGGAACCUGCGGCCUAAUUGGCAGUUGGCCAGUGUUGUAGAAAAAGUCCAUCUGCUAAGGACAUGUCCAGAAGUGGGGCUGAAGGGUGAUGUGUGCGAACUCCACAGGGAGCAGCUAAACAUGUUCUGCAAAGAGGAUGGCUUGAUGAUGUGUAAUGCUUGCAGCCAGUCCCCAGAGCACGAGGCCCAUAGUGUUGUGCCCAUGGAGAAUGUCGCCUGGAAGUAUAAGUGGAAACUCCGUGAGGCUCUGGAACAUCUGAGAAAAGAACAAAAGGAAGCCUGGAAGCUAGAAAUUAGUGAGAGGAAACGAACUGCCAACUGGAAGAUGCAGGUGGAAAUCCAAAAGCAGAAUAUCAUAUGGGAAUUUGAGAAAUAUAAGAAAUUACUAGAGAAAAACCAGCCACCAGGUCGGCAGCUGGAAGUAGAGGCAGCCACAGCUCUGGCCAGCCUAGAGCAAGAGGAGGGGGAGACUGCACGUAAACUCGAGUUGAGUCAUGAUAAGCACAUCCAGCAGAGCCAAGUUCUGUGGAAGAUGAUUGCAGAGCUGGAGGAAAGGUCUCAGAAACCUGCCCGCUGGAUGCUGCAGGGUAUUCAGGAAGUCUUAAACAGGAGCAAGUCUUGGAGCCUGCAGCGGCCAGAACCAAUCUCCCUGGAGCUGAAGACAGAUUGUCGCGUGCUGGGGCUAAGAGCGAUCUUGAUGACCUAUGCAGCCGAUGUGCGUCUGGAUCCAGAUACAGCUUACUCCCGCCUCAUUGUGUCAGAGGACAGAAAAUGCGUGCACUAUGGAGACACUCAGCAGAAACUGCCUGACAAUCCCGAGAGAUUUUACCGCUAUAAUAUCAUUCUGGGUAGCCAGUGCAUCUCCUCAGGCCGGCACUACUGGGAAGUAGAGGUGGGAGACAGAACUGAAUGGGGUCUGGGAGUGUGUAAGGAAAACAUAGACCGGAAGGAAGUGGUCUAUUUAUCCCCCUACUAUGGAUUCUGGGUGAUAAGGCUGAGGAAGGGAACUGAGUACCGCGCAGGCGCUGAUGAAUACCCACUCCUGUCCUUGCCAGUCCCUCCACGCCCAGUGGGAAUCUUCCUAGAUUUUGAGGCUCAUGAUAUUUCCUUCUACAACGUGACUGAUGAUGGUUCCCACAUUUUCACUUUCCCCCACUGUCCCUUCCCUGGGCGCCUCCUGCCCUAUUUUAGUCCUUGCUAUAGCAUUGGCACUAACAACACUGCUCCUCUGAUCAUCUGCUCUCUGGAUAGGGAAGACUAGGAGAACCACCAUCCUAACCAGAACCCUUGGAAUUUAGCCUUGCACAUAGGACAGAGAGGACCCUGCCACUGAUAAGUGGCCCCUUGAAUCAAGCCUAGAAUCCAGAAAUUCUUCUGCCUAUUCUCUUGCUACUAGGCCAAAACCUGUCACUGAACCACUAGUGUAAGAAAGCAGGGCCCCAGUGAAAGGAGCACUGCACCCCAUGAGAAUAAGUGGCAGGGCUAUCCUGAGGCACCUGACUGUGUAAGCAUCCUUUAGGCAGGAAGGUGCCCAUGCCAUUGGCACAUAGUAGUAUAUUGUGCAUUUGGUAAUAUGUGUUUGUUUCUGGAUUUGAAUGGGAACUGUAACCUCAGGGUAGAAAAUAAAGAAAAAGAAAAAAGUGUAAAAUCUGGAUCUUUUGAUGUCACCAAGGGACUAUUUACAGUUCUUGUAACUACAUAAUAUUUUCUUGCCUUUCUCUUGUCUGAAUCUGUAGGUAAGGGACAUAUGAAAAGAAAGAAUAGUACUAUACAUAGAAAACCAGUUUGGAAGUUAUAUAUUAUAAUGAAAGGGAACCAAGACUACAUACAGAACUAUUAUCCUUAGAAUGAUUAUUGUGUCAAGGAACACUUACAAAGGUAAUUCAAUGCAAGUCAUAAAAGUAUGUUGUAGUAGUAAUCAUGACUAAAAACAAACUUCAAGUCAAGUGCAUAAAAAUUAUUGGCUCUUUCAUGAAGCCUUGAGUUCAAACCCCAGUCCCACAAAAAAUUAUUGGUCUACCUACUGUGGGGGGCAAAUUGCAUGCAGGCCCCAUAGUCCCAUAUAACACAACCUCUGGUGAAGUUUAUGCUUGAAGGGUGAUUGUUAGCUUAAAAGUGGGAACAACAUAGAUUCUAGGUUAGGUAUGCACAGAUGCAAAGUGGUUUCUAAUUGGCUGUAAUAAGGAAUAUUAAAAAUUGUCCUAUUCAAAUUUUAUUCACUGUUUACAUAAGAAGGAGAUAAAACAAGCCAAAGUAGAAAAAUAAACUCAUUGUGUCCACCAUGCCUCCAGGUUGCUUCUUGAGAAUUAGUAGUAGAAGGAGAGACAUUUCUAUCAGCUACUUGGAGGGGAAUGAGCUGAUAAUUCAAAGACCUGCUCCUGGCAAAGGGAUGAGCUGACUCACAUCACAAGGACCAUGAGUCUUUGUGUGGGGGCUCGUUGGGAAAUAGAGUUAAGAAAUACAUCAUUAGGAAGCACUUUCAGACACUUGGCAGAAGAGAAUGGAGGGUAAAUCAGUGUUCCUACUUUACUAUGAUCUUAUUAGGACAAAUCUUGGAAGAUUCCUAGACAAAGGAUUCAUUCAUUGAAAUUCAUUCAAACUCAGAAUACAUUAAGGAGUUAAAUGGACUCAAAUGUAAUAUACUAUUUGGGGUUUGUUUACAAUUUAUUAGCAGAUUUGAGUGCUGCAAUUUUAUGUUAGAAGAAUUACAAGGUUAAAUAGUGCCAUUUUCAUAUCAUCUAGUUUUUUGACAGCACAGGGUUUGAACUCAGGGCCUCACUUGACCCAUGCUCCAAGCUCUACUAUCAUCUGAUCUUUAAGACCAGGUAAGAAGAUUGAAGUUCAUGUAUUCAAGCAUCAAGGGAUGCUUGUACUUCCCUUCUAGGAACUUAAGGAAGCCAAGGCUUUUAUUUGUGUGGUUUACCCUUGUAGAUCAGUGUAGUACUCUGUGUGUGUGUGUGUGUUAAAUAUUUAAGUAGUUAAGUGAGAGAGCAUUCAUUCAAAUGCCUAGGAUCAAAACAGAAGUAACUUUUUUCUGCAUCAGAGGGGUAGUAAAAAUUAGAUGGUACUGAAUUAUACCUCUUUCAAGAAUUAUUUUGAUGCAUAGCUUCUUUCAUUGUGACUUUCAAAAGUGGUCCAAACCAGUAGAAGGUAAAUGCAGUAGUUAUGCUGAAGGUAAAGUGCUCAUAGUGCUCCCUGGAAUGCCCAGGGUGACAUCUCCAACUUGGCACGACCAGUCCUAGAAGGAAGGGUCCAGCUUUGCCUAACCUUGCUUUACUAACGAAGGACCUGGGGAAUGCAAUAAGUGAACUUUGAGGGGAUAACUAAAGGGUAAAAUGGUUGCGUCCUGAAAAAGGACAUGGGCAAAUCCUUGGUUUGAAAUUCCCCCUAGGAAAUAGUAUACUUUUGGUCAUUCUUUCUUUUUUUUUUAAUUUUUAUUUUAUUCAUAUGUGCAUACAAUG
Molecule: messenger RNA, 3732 nt
Organism: Castor canadensis (American beaver)
Lineage: Eukaryota; Metazoa; Chordata; Mammalia; Rodentia; Castoridae
Source: RefSeq, a predicted model, not a curated record